Molecule: messenger RNA, 4054 nt
Organism: Esox lucius (northern pike)
Lineage: Eukaryota; Metazoa; Chordata; Actinopteri; Esociformes; Esocidae
Gene: rftn1a
Product: raftlin, lipid raft linker 1a
Exons: 11
Coding region: 521-2899 (792 amino acids)
Source: RefSeq, a predicted model, not a curated record
GAACGCCCAGACGCUCUCACAAACAGAAUAGUGGAAGAUGGACACAGAGAGGAAGAUAGUGAGUAGGGAGGAGAAAACUGAGUGAGGAGGAGUUGUUAUCACGCGCACCAGGCUGCAGGAGAGUAACAGAUUACGGUACAGUUGUCAGAGGGAGGACUCUGCUUUGCCGUUACCAGAUCAACAUGACCAUACCGGGUGUUUGUGCCUCUUCAACCGGAGUGAUCACACGGAAGACAGUGGAUUGACAGACAAGCGCACAGUGGACAAUCCAGAGGACAGUUUUACUUAAAGUUCAGUGCGUUACUAUUUUUUAUAUGGGUGGAACCCACAUGAGUUGAUUGCUUGCCCAUGCGUCCUGACUAGCGAUUGGCUUCAGCGCGUGAUUCCAACCGGUGCAGUUCUUCUCAUCCGCGUGCCUGUAUCACAGUCUCCCUCCGUGGCAGAUGAAUGGCGCCGGUGCUUCUCUGCGCGCUUGCACUCCCCGGUGACGACAGAGGAGCGGCGCGGUGGCACAGCGCAGAUGGAUUAUCCUGGCGUGGUGAUGGGCUGCAGGCUUCCGAAGCCGCGGAGGGCUGGGGAGGAGAGGAGUCCUGGGAAGAUCUACUCCACCCUCAGGCGGCCGCAGGUGGAGACCAAGGUGGGCGUGGCCUAUACCUACCACUUCCUGGACUUCCUGCUGGGGAAGGAAGAGGUGUCUGUGUCGUCGGUGCUGUGUCUGUCUUCAGUGAGGGAGUUACCCGUCCAGGUGAGGGAGCUGUAUGGUCAGGGCUUUGUCCUGGUGGCUGUCCAUCCCUUCGUCCACCCUUGUGGUCCCCGGCCCGCACGCAUCCAGCGCCAGCUACACAGAGCUGUCCUCAUUAAAGAGACGCAGAGUUCAGAGAAGAGCCAGCUAAAGUGGGUGGGGCGCCUGGAAACAGACGUGUGUGUGGCAGGUCACCAGGCCCCCGACCCAGAAAUCAUCCAGAACUACGUGAAAAAGAUCCAGGACAUGGCGGAGCAGGGUGUGCUGUUUGUGGGCUUCGUCCAGCAGCCUGGAGGGGGACCUUGUUUCCUAGGGCAUUGGGAACCCGAGGAUCUAUCCUCCCUGCACUCGAGCCCCUCUCCCACACACAGACCUCCCUGCAGCACCACCAUCAGCUCAUUGGAACCUACUGUUCUGGACCUCAGCCCCACAGACACCAAACCCAGCCAAAACCCCUUUGAAUCAGAAAAUGACCACAACACAGUUCUAAAAGCACAAGAGCACUCCUCGAUAGAACUCAGAAGAGUUGGGCAGAAUGCUACUGAUCACCAUCAAGUCAAGCUAGACUUCAGCUCUAUAGAACCUAUUGAAAAGAAACAGCAGUUUAUUCCAAUAGAAGCAGCUGACAGAAGCAGUAACGGCACUCCCUCCGUAACUGUCAGAUUACCUUUAACAGUGCACCAACCAAACCUAUCGCCAAAUGACUCACCAGAAAAACAGGCUGAUAGCCCAAAAGACCUAGCCAGUGACCAGCCGAACCGGGCCCAGGCCCUUGGCCCAUCAGAACACCUUGGUGACCAGGAGCAACAGCAGUGCAGCAGCCCAGUGGAGACCAUAUGUAUGGACAGACAACAGAAUGAAAACCCAGAAGACUUUAUCAGGACUCUACUGCCAAAUUACAGCCCACCCGAGUUAACACACGGACAGGGAGGUCCCGACAUUGACGAACAGAGCCAGGCCGACAGGCAGAGUCUGGGCCUGGACUACAGCUCAGAUGACCUGCUCUGGUCACCAGAACACAGGUCGAAGUCUGUGUCUGAGAGGAGAUGUAGCUGUGGAAACAGGGGUACUGGCAGUGACCCGGAUGAUCAUCAGAGGAAAAGCAGUUUGUUAACCCACAACAACAAUCACAUCCAGGUCAAGAGUUCAGACAGAGACAAACGGACCCCGGGGUCUCUUCCAGUUCCAAGCAGGAUGCAGCUGUUUGCCCUUUACAACCAGACUGGGGAAUUGUCAAAUUCUAUGAGGUUCUACUCUCUCAGGGUUCCACUGCAGCUACAGAGAGAGGCGGGGCUAGUGACUGAGGUCGAUGCCCACUGGCUAGAUCACAUGACACAGCAUUUCACUAGUGGAGCUCGCCUCAUCGAUGGCUUCUUUCACCUUGGAGAUGACAAUGACAGUGUGGUCUCCUCUGUGGAUAGUGUGUUCAUCUUCCAGAACUCCCCAGAAGAAAACACACCUGUUUCAUAUGACGCUAUUGUGGUGGAGCAGUGGACAAUUGUCGAUGUGUGUGUUACUUUCUGCCUUUCUCUGUUGGUUUCCGUCAGUGUGGGUUACUUUCGGUUUUUCUGGGGUGUCGUGGUGAGGACGGACUACAUCCCCCUGCUCCAGUCUCUGGCCCCCUUUGGCUGGAGACUGAUGUGUGUACUGCCUACUCCAAUUGUACGGACCAACAGUGAUGGCAGCUUGUCCACCAAGCAGAUUCUCUUCCUCCAGAGACCUGCCUUGCAACGCAAAAGGAAAGACUUCAAGAAGUUGAACCUCAGGGGUCGGAACAAGGCGAAAAAAAACUCAGCCGAAGAAACACUUGACAAGAAAGAGGAGAGAGAGAACGUGUUCCCAUUGACAGAGAGAGGGAUGGAUGGACAGAAGAGGAACACAGAAGAGAGAAGGGACUGGGAGACAAGAAAUGAGAAUGAGAGCAUUAUAGAGAGGAAAGGGGAGACAACAUCUCAAGAAGACUUCCCCCUGGGGACAAAAGGCAGGGCCGAAGACCUCAACCAGGAAGUAAGCCAAGAGAAUGGUGACGUUCCAUUGGGUGUACAGGAGAUGCCUGUCAGUGAUGCAAAUGUCAGCCUACAGAGUGAUGAAGUGAAGUUAGAGGUGAAGAUCCUACCACAGCUGAGUGAGAGAGCCCUGUUUUCUGGAGUAUGUUAAUUAAGAACUGACCAAUAGACCAGGGCAUGUUUUCAAGUGUUUCAGAGUAAGGGUUUGCCUUGUAAACCCUAAUGAAUAAGAAAAGAGAUGCUUUUUAAAUAUAUGUGCUCACUUGGUGUCUUUCCUGGUUGGAAUCAAUGGAAUAGUCCCAAAAGUGCCAAUUCAGCCCUUCUGGGCAGGACCAAGCAUGAUCUAAGUUUUCAAACAGUCUACCAUUUUAACCCAGGACUAAAUCUAAUAAAUAUACAGAAUGACCAUGAUGGAGUAGUAGCACAGUAGUUGUCAUCGAUGGAAACCCAAGGCCUCUUACUAGAAUGGUGAUUUGGUUAAACGUCUUUAUAUUCCUGGGACAGUAUAAAAUAAUAGAUCUUCUAUAUGGAUAUUGUGUACAUAUGUUAUUUGUAUGGAUAUGGAAUGCUGCCAAUGUGUAAUGGCUCCAAUCAGCCUUGUAGGCACACAUUUGACCUUGUGACCUUUUUAACCUCAGAUGUUAUGUAGAGCAGGGUAAAGCUGAUCUUCAUUUUGCAUUUUCCCAACCAAUGGCUACGGUUAGGAUGGGAGGAACUGAUCCAGAAACUGGACUGAAGGGCCAUCUUCAUCCAUGAGCGGUGAAAUGCAACAGCCUUGUAGGUGUUCAUUGGCUGUAGAUGGGUGUGUUUGAAAAUGUACCGGCCAAUGAGGACACACAGAGACAGGAUUUGGAGUCUUAAUUGCUAUUGUAACAUCAAUGUUUCACCCCUACCCAUGGACCACUGUCUACAUUUUACAUGGAUCAUAGUUAUACUGUACAGACAAUCCACACCCCUCUUCAAACCAUCAUGGACCAUGGUCCUGUGGGAAUAUUUAGAACAUGUAUUCUUCUAUCACCCCAUUACUUAUCCGCAUAAUAAUCUGCUUACUGUUGUUUGAGCGGGAAAUCUUACCUGACUAGCUUCCACCCGUCAUGUUGUGUCAGGUCCGUAAUAGUACUAAACACAAGGAAGAGUUUACUGCUCCUUAGUCCCUGUUCUGGAAGUGUGUUGUGAGUGGUGUGGCAAGGAAAAGUAUCCCAACAUGCAAACUAUUCCCAUAGCACUCUGGUCAAUGUAGUGCACUAUGUAGGGAAUAGGGUGCUAUUUGGGAUUUUUACUCUACAGAUAAACAGUGGGAAUAAAC